Polyodon spathula (Mississippi paddlefish) is the source of this 4037-nucleotide messenger RNA. RefSeq names its product myosin 1D (gene myo1d). Lineage: Eukaryota; Metazoa; Chordata; Actinopteri; Acipenseriformes; Polyodontidae. Gene Ontology annotation, biological process: actin filament organization; vesicle transport along actin filament. Bases 441 to 3455 code for a protein of 1004 amino acids. Gene Ontology annotation, cellular component: microvillus; cytoplasm; actin cytoskeleton. The record is from RefSeq and is a predicted model, not a curated record. The transcript has 22 exons. Gene Ontology annotation, molecular function: microfilament motor activity; ATP binding; actin filament binding.
ACGGGAAAGAAGUGUUGCUAAGACUGCGUCUUGAGCGUCUGUGUUGCAGGGAGUGCUUGCUUAAAAACUUCGUUUCAGGGUAACUUUCUGCACAGUGACAAAGAGCGUUUCUGGCAUACGUAGAAUAGGUCUUUCGUACUACAUUGGAAGAGGCUGUAUCUGACUUGUUUUUAGUUUAGUCAUUUUUUAGAAACAUUUUCCAGUUUUGUGUGGACAUUUGUAUGUGCUCGCUUUCACUAACUGCACAGUUCACACUUGGAACUGGCUGCAAGUUACAUACCAUAAUUGUUAUUAUUUUUUAAUUUUUUUAAUUUUUAGUUAGAAUUUUUACUUUAUAUUGUUUAGAGCUACUGUGAUUAUUUAUUUUUACUGCUUUUUGCCCUUCGUGGAUUUUUUUUUUUGUGUUCCUUGACGUAUCUGAGCAAGAAGUAGACGGUCCGAUGGCAGAACACGAGAGUUUGGAGUUUGGGAAGGCCGAUUUUGUUCUGCUGGACACGGUCUCCACACCGGAAUUCAUGGCCAACCUCAAACUCAGGUUUGAGAAGGGCCGGAUCUAUACCUACAUCGGGGAGGUGGUGGUGUCAGUUAACCCUUACCGCUCCAUGAACAUCUACGACCGGGCCACCAUUGAGCAGUACAGGGACAGGGAGCUGUACGAGCGUCCGCCUCACCUGUUUGCCAUUGCGGACGCAGCUUACAAGGCCAUGAAGAGGAGGAAUAAGGACAACUGCAUUGUCAUCUCAGGGGAGAGUGGUGCCGGGAAGACCGAAGCCAGUAAAUACAUUAUGCAGUACAUCGCAGCCAUCACCAACCCUGGACAGAGAGCUGAGGUUGAGAGGGUAAAGAACAUGCUGCUGAAAUCAAACUGCGUCCUUGAAGCGUUCGGGAACGCCAAGACCACCCGCAAUGACAACUCCAGCCGAUUCGGCAAGUACAUGGACAUCAACUUCGACUUCAAGGGAGAUCCCAUCGGGGGCCACAUCAGCAACUACCUGCUUGAGAAGUCCAGGGUAAUCGUCCAGCAGUCGGGGGAGAGAAGCUUCCACUCCUUCUACCAGCUUGUGUUGGGUGGCCCCGAACAACUUCUGCGAUCCCUGCACAUUCAAAAGGACCCAGCUGCCUACAACUAUAUCAAAGUGGGCAUGCAAGUCAAGUCGUCCAUCAAUGAUGCUGCUGAUUUCAAGGCCGUGGCUGAUGCCAUGAAGGUGAUUGGCUUUGCCCCAGAGGAGAUCCAGACUGUCUACAAGAUCCUGGCGGCUAUCCUGCACCUUGGCAACAUGAAGUUUGGCAGCGAUGGGGACGUCACGCUCAUUGAGAAUGGGAAGCUGGUGUCAGUUCUGGGUGAGCUUCUGUUCACGAAGCAGGAGAACGUGGAGAAGGCUUUGCUGUACCGCACCGUGUCAACGGGCCGCGACAUCAUUGACAAACAGCACACCGAGCAGGAGGCCAGCUACGGGCGCGACGCCCUCGCCAAGGCAAUUUACGAGCGUCUCUUCUGUUGGAUUGUGGGAAGGAUCAAUGACAUCAUUGAGGUGAAGAACUAUGAUGCAAAGGUUCAUGGGAAGAACACAGUGAUUGGCGUCUUGGACAUCUAUGGGUUUGAGAUCUUCCAGAACAACAGCUUUGAGCAGUUCUGCAUCAAUUACUGCAAUGAGAAGCUACAGCAACUCUUCAUCCAGCUGGUGCUGAGGCAAGAGCAGGAGGAGUACCAGCGUGAGGGCAUCCCCUGGAAACAUAUCGAUUACUUCAACAACCAGAUCAUCGUGGACCUAGUGGAGCAGCAGCAUAAGGGCAUCUUUGCCAUCCUGGAUGAGGCGUGCAUGAACGUGGGCAAGGUGACCGACGAGAUGUUCUUGCAGGCGCUCAACAGCAAGCUGGCCAAGCAUGCCCACUACUCCAGCCGCAAGCUCUGUCCCACCGAUAAAAGCCUGGAGUUUGACCGUGACUUCAGGAUCCGACAUUACGCUGGCAAUGUUGUCUAUUCAGUCGUGAGCUUUAUCGAUAAGAAUAAGGACACCUUGUUCCAAGAUUUCAAACGCCUGCUGUACAACAGCUCGAACCCGGUGCUGAAGGCCAUGUGGCCAGAGGGCAAGCUCAGCAUCACAGAAGUGACAAAGCGACCCUUGACUGCGGGCACUCUUUUCAAGAACUCCAUGAUCUCACUCGUAGAGAACCUGUCCUCCAAGGAGCCCUACUAUGUUCGCUGUAUCAAACCCAAUGACAUGAAGUCUCCACUGCUGUUUGAGGACGAGCGCUGCCGUCACCAGGUGGAGUACCUGGGCUUGCUGGAGAACGUGAGAGUGCGUCGAGCUGGCUUCGCUUACAGGCAGACCUACGAGAGGUUCCUACAGAGAUACAAGAUGAUCUCGCAGUUCACGUGGCCCAACCACGACAUGCCAACAGACAGGGAGGCAGUGAUGAGGCUGGUGCAGGGCUGCGGCUUCGAGCAGGAUGUGGCCUACGGCAAGACCAAGGUGUUCAUCCGCACCCCGCGCACCCUCUUCACCCUGGAGGAACAGCGCGCACAGAUGGUCCAGCGCAUUGUGAUCUUCCUGCAGAAGGUAUGGAGAGGUGCCAUUGCCAGGCUGCAAUACCGGCGCAUGCGUGCCGCCCUCACCAUCAUCCGCUGUUACCGGCGCUACAAGGUCAAGUCCUACAUCCGCGAGGUCACCCGGCGAUUCCACAACGUCCGCAGCAUGAAGGACAAGGGGAAGCACGUCAAGUGGCCCACGCCACCCAAAGUGCUGCGCAAGUUUGAGGAGGCACUGCAGGGCAUUUAUAACAGGUGGCGGGCCAGUCAUCUCAUCCGCAGCCUGCCGCCCGAGGACCUGCCGCAGGUCAGGGCGAAGGUCGCUGCCUUGGAGACGCUGAAGGGUCAUAGGGCAGACCUGGGGCUUCUGAGAGCCUGGGAGGGCAACUACCUGAAGCGUGACAAACCUGAGGCAGUCUCCUCCUUUACACUGGUGUCCAGUGAGCUGCAGCGGAAGGACAAGUUCAUGAGCGUGCUGUUCUCCUGCCAUGUGCGCAAGGUAAACCGCUUCAACAAGGCGGAGGACCGUGCGAUCCUCAUCACUGACCGGCACCUCUACAAGAUGGACCCGCUCAAGCAGUACAAACCCAUGAAGAGCAUUCCUCUCUACAACGUGACCGGAGUGAGUGUGUCCCCAGGGAAGGACCAGCUGGUGGUGUUCCACACCAAGGACAGUCGAGACCUCAUUGUCUGCCUGCAAGGCAUGGCAGUCCCUAGCGAGAGCCGUGUUGGGGAACUGGUGGGAGUCCUGGCCAGCCAUUUCAAGAGCGAGAAACGCAAACUGCAGGUGAGCAUCGUCAGCCCCACCCAGUGCAGCAUGCACGGCAAGAAGUGCACCAUCGUCGUAGAGACCAAGAUCAACCAAUCACAGCCAGACUUCACCAAGAGUCGCUCUGGGUACAUCCUGUCUGUCCCAGGAAACUGAAGAACAUCACUGGGGUGACGGAGGGGGGGGGGGGUAUAAGAAAUGUUUUCAGGCUUUCCAUGUUGAGCAUAUAAGACCUAGAGUAGGAUAUAUUUAAUAUAAGUUGUGUUAACAGGGUGAUUAUAAAGUCACUUGGGCACCCAACCUUUGUGAAAGAAACAUUACAGAGCAAUUAAACUUGACAGGAGGCGAUGGAAGGGCUAUAACACAGGUCAUAUGCACCAUGUAGCUCAUGCCUGCAGAGAGCUUGUUAAUGUUCUUAAUGUGGGCAUCAUUCCUUCUGAGACUGCAUUAAGAAAAGCAGAGUGCUGUAUAUUUACAGGGGGACACACCUCUGAUGGAUGACACCCUUCCGAUCCGCCAGGAAUGUAUAUUGCCAAGUGGUCUUUAUAAUCACUGUAAUCGUGCAACUAGGCACAUGUGGUUGGGAUGCAUUUCGAUGCACACGUAUGCUUGUGCAAAUAAACGACAGCACAUAUAAGCCCGUUUGCCUCUCUGUUUGAUUCUAUGUUAUUAUGAGAGUUUAUAUAUAUAUAUAUAUAUAUAUAUAUAUAUAUAUAUAUAUAUAUAUAUAUAUAUAUA